Fibroporia radiculosa is the source of this 1644-nucleotide messenger RNA. RefSeq lists its product as uncharacterized. The record is from RefSeq and is a predicted model, not a curated record. Lineage: Eukaryota; Fungi; Basidiomycota; Agaricomycetes; Polyporales; Fibroporiaceae. The transcript has 3 exons. Bases 1 to 1644 code for a protein of 547 amino acids.
AUGCCCGGCAGCAUUGGCCGUUCCGUUCAAGAUUCCCCCACCGUACACACGAUGCACCGCGCGCUCCAUAUUCCGGAUAUCUUACAGCAUAUACUCAGCUAUUUCGACUGGAACGAUAACCCCUUCAGAGAGGACCGGGAGACACUGCGUAGCUGCACCCUCGUGUCCCGUGCAAUAUCAGAUUGCGCUCUGGCGAUUCUUUGGAAGACAUUGCGCAAUCUGCGUCCUCUGUACGCCCUCAUGCUGACGACCAAGGUGGGUGCCACGACUGGUUUGUUACCUGCAAGCCAUAAGAAACCCAGCGGGAUCUAUUUUGAAUAUGGAGACCCGUUUAAGACAUGGCAGCGACUUCAGUACUAUGCAUCAUUCGUGGUACAUUUGACUGUUACCCACAAUGACCCGGAAGGCAUGACGGCCUUGUGUCGGUAUGCACGGCAAUUCGGGCAUGGCAAAGCUCUGUUUUACUCCUUACGGCACCUGCGCUGGGCCGUGGGUCCGUUUACGCCCUUUGCUACAUGCCAAUUCCUCCUCUUGUCGCCAUCGCUCUGCUCGUUGCGAAUCUCUAUACACUCCCUCGACGAGUUCUCACAGAAUGUGGCUCUUUACGGAGAUCAACCUGUGUUUCAGACCAUUGCUCGCCGUGCGCCUCACCUGGAGGAGCUGCAAGUAGGAGGGCUCAAUAGUCUUCUCUACUUGGAGCCUAUUGCUAAUCUUGCUCAAUUGCGUGCUAUUGAGCUCAACAACUGUGUCGUCGACUCAUUGCUCUUCCACGCACUCGCUCCGUUAGCGACUGUGAAGGACGUCAAGAUCGUAAUUCGCAGCGUGGAUCUCGCAGAGGGCGAGGUGUACCAUCUACCAUCUAUCCAUUCUCUUAGUUUACAGGGAACAGCAUCUUGUAUAAAGGCGUGCAUGUCUGGUAUGAACCUUGCGUACCUGCGCGCUCUUCGUCUCACCCUUCCGGUGACAACAUCUCCUGUGGAAUGUAGCCAAGUCUUGGAUUUACUACUCAAAUUGGACCUUCCUCUCCUCGUAGGCAUUCGGCUCACUCUCCGAACCAGGUAUGACCUUGCCGAAUGGGACAACUCUCAGGCUAUACAUCAUUUAGAGGAUUACAUCCGAGCUCUCUUCCCAAUGCAUCAGUUGGAAGAGGUUUGCAUUGACGCCUACCACCUGCCCUUGAGGCUGUCGACCGCAGUGAUGAAGAGUAUGGCGGCGGCUUGGCCGAUGUUGAGGGGUUUAGCACUGCGCUAUCUGCCCCAAAGCCAGUUCUCGCCUCCAACCCCUGCUACGCUAUUGGAUCUCGCACAGUACUUGCCGGGUCUACAAACGCUUGCGCUAUCCCACCUAGAUAUCACCAGGAUACCUGCUACCAUAGAUCUGCACCAUCUGCACCAUCUACCGUCUAAUGGCCUACGACAUCUGUCCGUGGAAAUUCGUGGCAUGGUUACCCGAGUUAGUGACUUUGCCCAGUUUCUCAACACGCUGCAUCCGCAAUUGCGCGCGACAGGGACGCUGACUGGGCAGACAUCGACAUGGCCAUCCUGGUUGCAGAUCCCCAGGAACAACAGCACCGAGGUCUGGCGCUGUAAAAUUGACCUGCCAUCCCCUCUCGAUAACGCUUUGUUAUCUCUGACGUCCGUUUGA